Messenger RNA from Oppia nitens, 2068 nucleotides. Its product is annotated as zinc finger protein 436-like. NCBI's taxonomy places the organism in Eukaryota, Metazoa, Arthropoda, Arachnida, Sarcoptiformes, Oppiidae. The transcript has a single exon. The record is from RefSeq and is a predicted model, not a curated record. Gene Ontology annotation, cellular component: nucleus. Gene Ontology annotation, biological process: regulation of transcription by RNA polymerase II. Gene Ontology annotation, molecular function: RNA polymerase II cis-regulatory region sequence-specific DNA binding; DNA-binding transcription factor activity, RNA polymerase II-specific. The coding region runs from base 53 to 2068 and encodes 671 amino acids.
UAAAUUCAUUGAUAAAUAAAUUGUUAAUUAAUUUUCGUUUUGAUUGAAAACAAUGGUUAAGAGGAAGAAGAAACCAAUUACUAAAAGUGAUUCAUUGAUGGCUAACAUUGAAGUCAACGAUUUGUUUAGUGAAUUGUUGGCCGAAAAUGAAAGACUUGUUAAUGUAUUGAAUGAAUUGAAAAGUUAUUUGAAAACAAUUCACACGAAAUACGAGACAAUGAUUGCCGACGAAGACAUCAAACAGUGGCAGACAUUACAACAAUCAAUGGAUACAACUGUCGAAGAAUACAAUAGUAAUGAUAGUCUGAGAGUUGUUAAACCGAAGAAAAAUAAUGAAUUAAAUCGGGAAUCAAUUGAUGGCAAACAAUCGGCAAAUAGUAAUAACAACAUUGAUGUCAAUGAAGAAGACACCAAUCAAUUGUCAGUACAACCUCUGUGUCAGACGACUGUCACCACUAGUAUUCAAGAGCCAGAAGCAAAUUCUAGCGACAAAACUAAUAAUAGUAAUACAAGUAAUCUGUUGGAUGACUACCAGAGCCGGCCGUACAACAAGUUUCUGUACAAUAAGCUAUCUCUUUGGCAAAACACAAAAGCCAAACGUUUAACUAAUGAUAAUAUAAACCAAAUCCAUGACAAAUCCGGACUAAACGAUUCAAUUGAUGACAAACAAUCAGAAAAUAGUGAUUAUGAUUGUGAUAUCAAUGAAGACAAUGAGGAAAUCAAUUAUGAAGAUGACAAAGAAGAAGAAGAAGAAAUGCUAACUUUGACCACAAAUGAAACGCCAAAACCCGAGACAAGUCAUAAAAGUAACACGAAGUUUGAAAUCCAAGACAACAAUCAAUACGCUGACAAUACUGAUGACAGACUACAGGAUUCAAUUGACAACAUAAUUAAGUCAGAAACUAAUGAUAAUGUGAUUGAUAUCAGUGACGACUCAACCGAUAAUCAAUUAGAAGAAGGAGAAAUUUUCUAUUUGCAGACAACUGCCAUCACAAAUGAAUUGCCAAAACUCAAGACAAUUCAUAGCGGUGUCCAACACAACAAUCAAACCGGUAAUCCUGAUGACCGACUAUCUGAUUAUUAUGUGGACGAUUUGUUUCUAGAAAAAACCUAUGAUUCGAUAACCCAACAGUACAUAUGUCCAGCUGUCGGAUGUGCUCUGCCAUACACUACACCAUUGAGACUAUUCAGACACUAUCGGAAAUUUCAUCGACAAAUUGCUGGAACUGUCAAAGUGGCAGAAAAAGUUUAUCCGCAAAGUAAUAGGAAAUCGUUGUCCGAUAUUUGCGAAUCGGAUCGGAAACUAUUGUUAUUGUUGAAGAACUGUACGAUUGAUCAUAAAACUCAACGAUUUUUGUGUCCAAUUACUGACUGCGACCGAAGUUACCGAACUAAACAUAUGCUUGAUGAACACUUUCGCAACUAUCACUACAAACCAUACACCAAACGGUUUAGUUGUCCGCAUCCCGAUUGCAAUUAUCGAACUGACAAAAGGGCUACAUUUAAUAAACAUAUUUAUACACACAAUGAAAACCGUACCAAAAACUACCAGUGCUCACAAUGCGACAAAGCAUACAUAAAUAAAUGCGAUCUAACCAAACAUAUUAAUAUUAUACACUUAAAGAAAAAAUUUAAGUGCGGUAUAAAUGGUUGUACAACAAUGUUCACCCGUGACCAUCAUCGGUCAAUCCAUCGACAACAAGUACAUCAUAUGAAAUAUGCCGACCGUAAUAAGCCGGGCAACUUUUUGUGUGACUGGCCCGGUUGCGAGAUUCGUAGUCAAUCAGCUUGUCAUCUUAAGAAUCACUACCGUAAGCAUACGGGUGAACGGCCGUACAGGUGCGAGUGGCCAGACUGUCAACAACGAUUUUCUAGCAAAUCUUGUCUCAAACGACACGUUAUAUGUCAUCAAAAUCUCAAGCCAUAUGUAUGUCAAUGGCCCGGUUGUGACUAUCGGGGCAAUAGUAGUGCCAAUCUGUAUGCACACAAAAAGAUACAUCAAAGACAACAACAACAACAACAAUCAGCUAAUACUACAAUAAAGAUAAAACCAAUUAAUAAUAGCUAA